Girardinichthys multiradiatus is the source of this 6392-nucleotide messenger RNA. Its product is annotated as F-box/LRR-repeat protein 19-like. Gene Ontology annotation, biological process: regulation of transcription by RNA polymerase II; protein demethylation. Lineage: Eukaryota; Metazoa; Chordata; Actinopteri; Cyprinodontiformes; Goodeidae. The record is from RefSeq and is a predicted model, not a curated record. The transcript has 11 exons. Gene Ontology annotation, molecular function: DNA binding; transcription coregulator activity; zinc ion binding. Bases 639 to 3287 code for a protein of 882 amino acids.
GCGGUUAGAAACGUGUCACAGAUGACAAGCAGGCUGACAACAACCACGCACGACCCGCAACAAGCAGGCACAAUAGACACCAGAACAAAAGCCGUGCUCUGCGCUUCAACUGAGUCAUGUUAAUGCGCGAGGACUAGUUUUUUGGCGGAGGGUUACACGGGGUUAAGGAAGGCAGCGCCUGGUGAGACCGAGGCGCUAGUGUGUGUGUUUUUGUGUUUUUUGGAGCCUCACAGGAGGAAGAGAAGCAGAGUGUGUUUGGAGUAGAGCGAGGCGGACUCACAUUGCGGAGAAAGAGAGAGAGGAGUGAAUGGGCUAGUUCCUCAGCAGCGCUGCGCCCUUCACUUUAUUCACAUUGAUCGAUUCGCUAAUUGAGACACUUCGACCCCCGCGCGGGUCAGUGAGGCUGGCCCGGCUCAGGAGCUCGGCGGAGCGGCGGAACCAGCGUGAUGGGACGUGAAUGAGGCAGCAGCCUGGAGCACAGAGCAGCUGCAGCAGCCCGGCGGAGGAAUAAACAAGGAAGCGCUGAGCUGAAGCUAACGGCUAAUAGCUGAAGCUAACGGCUAACUGUUGGCUAAUAUCGAUUCUAAUGAGCCAGCGAGGAGCAUGCGGGCUAGCAGGAAGAGCUGACUUGUUCGGGGAUGUCGGGCAGUAAGGCGCUGGGCGGAGGGGCUGGCAGCGGGGCAAGGCGCAGGCGGACCCGGUGCCGGCGCUGUCAGGCCUGCAUGAGGACGGAGUGUGGAGAGUGUCACUUCUGUAAGGACAUGAAGAAGUUUGGAGGGCCAGGGAGGAUGAAGCAGUCCUGCCUCCAGAGACAGUGCACGGCGCCCGUGUUGCCUCACACUGCGGUGUGUUUUGCGUGUGGAGAGGCAGGGAAGGAGGACACGGUGGACUCUGAAGAGGAGAAGUUCAGCCUCUGUCUGAUGGAGUGUACCAUCUGUAAUGAGAUCAUCCACCCCAGCUGCCUCAAGAUGGGAAAAGCUGAUGGAAUCAUCAACGAUGAGAUCCCAAACUGCUGGGAGUGUCCAAAGUGCCACAAGGAGGGUAAAACCAGUAAGGACCAGGCGGACGGAUCGGGGAAACGCAGGCUGGAUAAUGGGGAGGUAGGCCGUUGGAAGCUCACGGACGACCCUCCUCCUAAAAAGAAAGCCCCUCCCUCAUUGGAGGAGGCAGCCAGGGGGGAGGGGGGGCACAAGAGGAAGAAGGAAAAGGAGCAGCCUCUGGACAGCGGGCCGAAGAAGAAGGUUAAAGGCGCGCACGAGAAACGCCUCAAAAAGAAACCCAAACAGGAAGUGGGGGAGUCAAAUGGACCCACUUCUUCCUCUGGAGGAGCUGCUGGAGGUCAGCAGGGCUCCUCCUCCUCCUCUCAACCUGUAGGGGGCAGCGCAGGAUCAGCAGGAGCGCCAUCCAGUGCAGAACAGCGCUCCCAUCACAGAGAGAAACUGGAACGAUUUAAGAGGAUGUGUCUGCUGGAGCGCCGGCCCGAGUCGUCCUCCUCCUCUUCCUCCAGUUCCGAGUCCGACUCGGAGUCUGAUUCGGACGACUCAAUAAGGGGGGAGCAUGGGGGAGGGUCCUCUCCUUCAUCAUCCUCCCCAGCUCCGCCUCCUCCUGUCGUCUAUGGCAACAGCAGCGGGAGCCGGGUGGACAGAGAGCGGAGUCGCAGCGAGCGAGAGAGGGCACGGCGGCUGGCCGAGCUCGGAUUCAGCGCCAGCGAGGAGUCGGAGGGCGAGGGAGGCAGGGGGGAGGAGGACAGGGAGGAGGAGCAGGCUGGGGGAGCUGGGGACAAGCCCCGGAAACGUGGAGGAGGAGACGUUUCUUCACGAGGACGGAAAUCAGGUCUGAUGGACACAGAGGAGGAGGACGUGCCUACUUCAGAAAGGACCAGGAAGACCUCUACCUCCCUCCCUCCGCCCUCACCCCUUUCCUCCAAUCAGAUCCCUCCGUCCUCGCUACACGACGGCUUCACGGGGAAGCAGCGCAGCAACGGACAGGAGGCGCGCAACGGACGGACCCGGGGAGGGACAGGAGGCGGGGAGAAGGAGAACGCCAGUGGACUUCUGACCAAUCACAGACACGGUGGAGGGGGCGGGGUCAAAGGCAGCCGUGGCAACAAAGUCCGCAACAACAGCAAGAACCAGAAUCAGAGAAACAGCGUCUCCUCCUCCUCUACCCCCACCUCUAACGGGGGAGGGGUAGCCAGCAGCGGCCUCUUGAUGUCAGCCAUGGCGGCGUCCCCCUGCUCGCAGCCAUCCCGUCUGGCUCCGCGCUCUCAGAUGAUGAAACGCAGCCCGCCGGCUGUCCCCUCGCCUCCUCGGCCCGUCCAGAUGGAGAGGCACUUGGUGCGGCCCCCUCCUGCCUGCCCUGAGCCCAGCUGCCUCCUUCUGGACUGCGGCUCUGCCCACAUUAUGACCCGUGAUGUCUGGCUGCGAGUCUUUACCUACCUGAGUCAACGGGAGCUCUGUCUCUGCAUGAGGGUGUGUCGCACCUGGAGCCGCUGGUGCUGCGACAAGAGGCUGUGGACACAGAUCGACCUGAGCCGCCAGCGCUCCAUCACCCCGCCCAUGCUUAGUGGGAUCAUCCGCCGACUGCCCGUCUCCCUUAACCUGGGUUACACCAACAUCUCCAAGAAGCAGCUCAUGUGGCUCAUCAACCGUUUACCAGGUCUGCUGGAGCUCAACGUGUCUGGCUGCGUGUGGCCGGCGGUCUCGGCUCUCUGUCAGGCUGUCUGUCCCUGUCUGAAGCUGCUGGACCUCAGCAGAGUGGAAGACCUUAAAGAUUCACACCUGAGGGAGCUGCUGGCUCCCCCACCUGAAUCCCGGACAGCUCACAGCGAGAGCAGAGCAGGGCGUUUCCAGAAUGUGACAGAGCUGCGAUUGGCGGGUUUGGACCUGACGGACACGUCGUCCCGGCUUCUGGUGCGCCACACCCCCCACCUGACCCGUCUGGACCUGAACCACUGCGUGAACAUCACAGACCAGACGGUGCGGAACCUAACGGUCUCCCCCCUGAGGGAGAGCCUCACCCACAUCAACCUAGCAGGUUGUGUGAAGCUGACCGAGCAGUGCGUCCAGCUGUUACAAUGCUGCUCUGCCCUGCAAACGGUUGACCUCCGCUUCUGCUCCCUCCUCCCUGCUGAGUCUGGACAGCUGCUCUCCUUCCCCUUCCACUCCUCUUCCUCCACCAUCUCCUCUUGUACGACCUCUUCUUCCUCUGCCAGCACCACCACCAUCGCUGCUCUCUCCUCCUCCUCCGUUAUUCCUGAAGACAGAACUCUGCUGAAGAACAGCUAAGCCCUCUGGGUCGUUUGACACCUGAGUCCAGCCUCUGAGUCCCACCUCCGUCCUUAUUACACUACAAAGAGGUGAGGAAGAGGAGGAGCAGCUCUCCUCCUGCUGCAGAGGAGGAAGAGGAGGAUACCUUUUGGUGAUAGUGAAACAUAGCAACCCUGAGCAUGUACAUAUUUGUUCUCUGUACAUUUAUGGGUGUGUGUAUAUAUCUGUAGUUUACUGUAAAUGACCUUUCACCUCCCUGAACACUUUCCCUUCUCUCCUGUCCUUCCUCCCUUCGACCAAUCAUGGCGCCACAUUGGCCCACCUGUCAGCUGCUGUUGAAUGAUGAAAAGAAAGAUGUCGAUGUUCACCUGCUGCCAACCUCUCUCACACACACUGCAGCAUCACACACUCCUCACACUGACCUGACGUCAGUCUGCUCCGGUGGCAGUAAAGCUCUCACCCAGAACAUCAGAAAGCUCCAGAAUCCUGAGCUGCAUCCUAAAAUGUUCCAUCUGCAACUCCAGGACCUGUUCCUGCUCCCAGUAUUCCUCCCAUGUUCCCAUCGCAACAUCUGCAGAUGAGUCCAGAUUCAGGACAAGAAUCUGGAAGCGGCAAAAUGGGGAUUAUUAGUCAGGUCAGCAGGUUGUUUUCCUGAUCCUGACUCUGUCCUUCGUUCCAGGUUUCAGAUUUCGAUGUUUGACCUGAACACCUGAUUGCUGUGCUUCAGGUGUUUAUGUCCCCUGUGUGUGUGUGUGUGUGUGUGUGUGUGUGUGUGUGUGUGUGUGUGUGUGUGUGUGUGUGUGUGUUAAUCUGAACCUCAUCAGCCCUUCUUCUUUGCUUUGGUGUCCCAGACUCACUGAUCACGUGUUUUUCUCAGGAGUAUUUUUUGUUGACUUUUAUUUAUUCGGCGCCACAGCAGCACUUCCCGACCCGGCCUGAGUUGAGCCGAUCCUGUCGGAGUCCUCUCCUCUCCGUCCUAUGCGACACUUCCUGUCUCCGCUGCCAUGUUCUGGUCCGAUUCAGAUUUCUUCUGCGGCAUGUUUCAGGAGAAAGAGAACAGAGAAAGUCCACAGAGUGACUCAUCGGCUUUGUUUAGGGGAUCUCUGUUUCACAUAUCGCUGCUUAGCCAUGUGACUUUGGGUCAGUGUUCCAGACAGGUUCUUUGGAUAUUAAAGGAGAUCCAGAUCUGAUUUAUAAUCUGGAUUUAUUUUGUGAAAAUAUUGAAAUGUUUGUCACUUCAAACCUUUAUCUUGUUUAGAUCAUAUCAGAAUCUUGAUGUCUUUAUUUUACAUUUUUUCAGUUUUCAGUAUCUGGAAAAAAGAAAAAACUGCAUUUUAUUACGGCACCGAACGGACCCGGCCACCCACAUUGUGCUUGAUCUCUCAGUGGUUCUGGUCAGUAUUUCUCCAGGCUAAAAAACAACCUUGAACAUGAUUCUUGAAUCUGAACAGAUUAGUGAUCCAGACCUAAAACCAUUUUCAGAUUCUGGAUGGAUUCUUGGUUCUGAACUCCUUCCUACCUUUAAACAGACGAGUGUCUCUGUUUAAAGGUCUAUAAAUCUCAAUGAGACAUUUUCCACCUGGAUAAAUAAGCGACAUAUUGAAAAAUAAAAAUCAUUCAUUUUCUGAACAGAUUUGUUUCUCUGUUGAAACUGAAUGAAAAAGCAGAAAAACAUUCAGAAAGACCUUUAGAGAGGAACUGCUGAUCAGAACCACUUUAGAAGCUGGAUCUCAGGGCGGAGAACUGAAAGGACCUGGAUCUGCAUCAGGAAGCAUUUACCGGUCUUUAGAAACUCUGAUCCUGAAGCUGAUCUCUGGGUGUUGGAACCAGAGCUGCUGCCUUCACUCACAUUUAUGUACUUUACAAACAGAUCAGUUAAUGAUCUUGUCGGGUUUUGGUUCUGCUAGUUUUUAAUUGAGGUUCUCCUGGUUCAGUGGAACUCCCUAGUGGUUUUGGGUAGGACCAGUUUAUGUGUUGUUUUCUGGAGACCUGCCUUCAGCCAGGUUUUAGUCUUUAAUGCAGUUUAGAACCAGAACCUCCUUGUUUCUGAUAGCUUCAGGUGUUUGAAGAAGAUUCUGAUGCUUUUGAAACCUGAAACCUUCAAAGCAAAAGCUUCGGUUCUUCCUCUGCUCCUCCAACUUCAUGUUUUCAUCAGAACUUGUAUUCCCUCCAGGAAAAGUGGAAAUUACUGGACUUUACAAACAUAUUGGACUGAAGUAGAACUCCCAUCAUCUCAGGUUCUCCCUUUUUAUCCUGAGAUUUUAUCUGAUAUAUGUUCUGAUCCAGUAACUGUGCUCCUGUGGUUUAAUGAACCAGGAGCAGAUAUGUGUUUGCAAAGGUACUACAUGUUCUGACUCCACCUGUCCACCAGGUGGCAUCUUUGACUGCAGGUUCAGGUUCACUUUCUCUUCACUCAUUUGCCCGAUGCUGUUCUUCUGGGCUGAAACGGGCCUCCUGUGGUGCGUUCAGGGUCCGCUCAGGCUGUGGGAGCUUUGUGCUUCGUCUUGUUCGGCUGCCGGUCAGGUGAGGUAGCAGCACUGAAGGGUGGGGUUUGUCAGAUUUUAAUGUUUCAUGUUUAAAAACGAGUGCAAACAGCCGAACCUUAAUCCUGAGAGAAAAUGAAAACCGGCCUGGUGGUUCUGAUUCUGCUGCUUCUCUUUGUGAACAGAAACGUGCCGGCUGCUCGGCCCGGCUCUGCAGGGUUGUGAAUGAAUGUUGGUGCCGCCGCACUCGUUGUGCCAUAAACGCAGCAGCUCAGCUCACUUUUUAGAGCUGCGUUUUAAGUUGUUUUUACAAUGGUAGGGGGGGGGGGGCACUUUGUGGGCUUCACCUAGCAACAGGUGAGCAGAUCAAAGCUGAUUGGAUGAACGUAUCAGUUUUGGGUCUUGGUAUAAUCUCGAUGCACUGGAUCAACCCCAACGUUCCUAUUUCACAUUUUCUUGUUUAUUUCUUUGUGUUUUUAUAUUUUGUCCAUGACUCUUCCAAUGUGUUGAUGGAAAAUGAGGAAGAAGUUGGAAUAAACAGUGAAAACAGACAAAAACAAAAUACCAACUCAAGGCAGCUACGUAUGAAUGACUACUGUACAAUGACAAAUAAAGAAGCAAUCGGUUUGUUUUUACAUCA